This is a messenger RNA of Pieris rapae (cabbage white), 2609 nucleotides long. RefSeq names its product importin subunit alpha-3 (gene Kap-alpha3). Gene Ontology annotation, cellular component: nucleus; nucleoplasm; cytoplasm. The record is from RefSeq and is a predicted model, not a curated record. The coding region runs from base 218 to 1765 and encodes 515 amino acids. Gene Ontology annotation, molecular function: protein binding; nuclear import signal receptor activity. Gene Ontology annotation, biological process: NLS-bearing protein import into nucleus. The transcript has 6 exons. Lineage: Eukaryota; Metazoa; Arthropoda; Insecta; Lepidoptera; Pieridae.
GGCUAAAAACAGAAAAAGAAUUCAAGGAAGGAGGGAGGAAACGGACAAUUUUCAAUUUGUAGAAUAUUCUGUGAUUUGUGAAGAGGUUAAUGAUUCAGCAUACGUAAAAGUGUUGUUAAAAUAUGUCUUAUUAGUUUUGUUGAACUUUAUUUUAAGUUAAUAUCUUGGUUUCUUGUGUACGAAUCUUAAAUCUCAGUCGAACGACAACCACAUAAAAAUGGCGACGGAUCCAGCGAAAAACCGCAUGCAUGUUUUCAAGAACACAGGCAAAGAUGUCGAUGAGAUGCGCAGACGACGAAACGAAGUGACAGUCGAGCUCAGAAAAAAUAAAAGAGAAGAAACGCUUCAAAAACGUCGUAAUGUACCCAUCAGUGACUCGACAGACGAAGAUGAGAUCGAGAGGACGUUGGCCUCUACAGAUCUUCGGGAGCUAGUUAUGAAUGCGGCAAACGCCGAGAAUCCUGAAGUUCAACUUUCAGCCGUGCAGCAAUGUAGAAAGCUACUUUCUUCCGACAAAAAUCCACCAAUAGAUGAAUUAAUCGACACUGGAAUUCUCCCCAUUCUUGUUAACUGCUUAUCUAGAGCAGACAACCCUACCCUGCAAUUCGAAGCGGCGUGGGCUCUUACGAAUAUUGCGUCUGGAACAUCUGCGCAAACUAACAAAGUGGUUCAUGCUGGAGCAGUGCCAUUAUUCUUGCAAUUACUUAUGUCACCACAUGAGAAUGUAUGUGAGCAAGCUGUCUGGGCUCUUGGUAAUAUUAUCGGUGAUGGCCCUAUUCUCCGUGAUUUUGUUGUUGAAUUGGGAGUUGUCAAACCUUUAUUGAGUUUCAUUAAGCCUGAGAUACCUAUAUCAUUUUUGCGUAAUGUGACAUGGGUUAUUGUGAACCUGUGCAGAAGUAAGGAUCCCCCACCACCAAUCAAGACUAUCCAAGAAAUUCUACCUGCUCUUAAUGUACUCAUCACCCACAGUGACAUCAACAUUCUUGUAGACACAGUAUGGGCCAUCAGCUAUUUAACAGAUGGGGGCAAUGAUCAGAUCCAAAUGGUAAUAGACUCGGGUAUUGUGCCCAAACUAAUCCCACUUCUCUCACACAAGGAGGUGAAGUGCCAGACAGCAGCUUUAAGAGCUGUGGGUAACAUUGUAACAGGAACGGAUGAACAAACUCAAGUUGUUCUUAACUGUGAUGCAUUGUCACACUUCCCAGCCUUGCUCUCACAUCAGAAAGAAAAGAUCUGCAAAGAAGCAGUGUGGUUCUUGUCAAACAUAACGGCUGGUAAUAAACAACAAGUACAGGCAGUCAUUGACGCUGGUCUCCUGCCCAAGAUUGUGGAAAACCUCAGCAAAGGUGAAUUCCAGACGCAAAAGGAGGCGGCUUGGGCAGUCUCCAACUUAUGUAUCAGUGGCACUAAGGAACAAGUAGCUACUCUAAUCCAAUGCGGAGUUAUACCCCCUCUGUGCAAUCUCCUCUCAUGCAAGGACACACAAGUUAUUAAUGUGGUACUAGACGGUCUCUCUAACAUGCUAAAGAUGGCCGGAGAGAGUGCAGAACAAGUGGCCAACAUGAUUGAGGAGUGCGGAGGUAUUGACAAGAUUGAGGAAUUGCAGUCUCAUGAGAAAGUGGAGAUUUACAAGAUGGCGUAUGAUAUCAUUGAGCAGUACUUUGCUGAUGAGGAAGAAGACGCGACCCUCGUGCCUCCAACAGCGGAACAAUCUUUCCAAUUCGAACCCGCGCCCAGCGGUCCCCACGACGGCUUCCGCUUUUAGACUUAGCCCCACGCCCCACAUCCGCACACAUCGACGUCCCAUUCCCCGAAGCGGGGCGAAUAACACCGUUCAAGUGGGAGUCAAUGAACUGUCGAAAUUUUCGCUGGAAAUCUCCCCUUUGAAUGCUGUUAUUGAUAUUUUUAAUUAUGUAUAGUGAUUGUUAUGCGAAUUGAGUCGAUGUGUGCUUUAAGUGGAUCAACGAGCGAAUGUUGAUUUUGAUCGUUCGUCGUUCCACGCGUCGAGCAAAAAGGCCUUAGCACCGUGAUCGUUGUAAAGUUCGCGUUUUUUUUUAAUUAUUAAAUUUGACUAUCGGUGCUGUGGCUUCGUUGUGAUACAGGUAUUGUGAUGUUUGAGGAUUUUCUUUUUUCAUCUUUUCAUUGGGCUAAAGUUGUGAGAGCCAAUUGGUGAAAAUUCAUUUGAGUUUUUUUUUUAUAAAUCUGUUUGAAAGCAAACUUAACUAUUUUAAAUUUGUGUGUCGACAAAUUCAUGGUUGGGACUGUUUGUAGACGUAAUAUAUAAAAAAAUUAUGUAUGUCUUAAAUGUUAUUGAAAUAAACUUUACAUUGUGUAUUUUUUUUAUUCUCCUCGGUGAGUAACUAAGUGCUGUGUUCAGUCUAAAUUUUAACGCUGUCUAGAUAAUAAGGUCUCGGAAAUUGAAGAAAAUUCUCACAUCUUUAGCCCCAAGACGGACGACAUAGCAAGUAAGUCCGGACAUUAGUGUACUCCGCUUACACAUUGCUUUUGAUAACAUAGUAUUUAUGUUUCGACUUAACUCGGGUGGGACACGUGAUUAUGUUCGGAAUGAACCCAUUUGUAACUAUAUUACAAUAAAUUCUGUCCAAUUA